AUGUCUGAUGCUCUUUUGAUUUCGAAUGAGAGUGUGAUUCACGAGUCAACUCUUAAUACAUCAAUUGGAUCAAUGGACUCUUCUGAAGUUUCCUCUUCAUAUGCCCUUGCUUUGGCUGCAGUUCUUUCAGCUGGAUUUCAAUCGCAUCCGGACUUUCCCGAUCAAACACAUUUAAGUGAAGGGUCGGGAUCAAGCUCAUCCACUUAUCACAAUCAAGAAUCUUCUGAAAGACGCAAGAAAAAGCCAUACAAAGAGUUGACUCUCGAGGAGAAAGUUCAGUUGAUUCGUUUAGCUGAAGAGAAUGCCGGGAUGAGUCAGGCGGCGAUCGCUGAAAGAUAUUCGAUUGCAAAGUCAAACGUUUGCCGAAUUCUUCAACGUAAAAGGGAAUAUUUGAGAGCAUUUGAAAGUGCCGGAUUUGCCGGAUCUCGAAAGCGAAAACUAAAGGCCACAGACAUCCGGGAAACCGAUUUCCACUCGGAACGUCAAAGAAAAGAAAUAGGCUCAGAUACAUUGCGUGGACAUAUGUAUGCACAACACGGAGUGGCGCGCAUGUUCAUGUGUCGAUGUUGUAAUUGGGCUUUUCCUGACAAGAAAGCUUUAGAGUUGCAUAUACAAUUAAAAGAUGAAAUGGCUCAAACGGGCGGCUCUUCUCCACAAAGCAUAUCGAAAAGAGCGAUUGGAGAUGUCGGAUCCUCUGCAUUUUCACCAUUGCGACCAAUUCCGAUCAAUAAUAAUACUCUUCCACCACAUUUUGGAUUGACACAAGGUAUUCCUAUGCCCAUUCCAUCUCUUCCACUAUUUUCUUCUCCACUUGGCCGUCCAUCAGAAGAAGUCUUGUCCAGAAUACGAGAAAGGGUAAUGUUGAACGCUCUUCUUGGUCCGCAGAGCUCUCUCACUCCUUCGUGGCUCAGUUCAUCACUUUUCCCACUCGAUCAGCAAGACAAAUCACCGACUCAGCUACAAUGUCGGAACGAAGAGUGCCCUGAAGACAUAAUUAAUGUCGAAAACGACGAGACUUUAGGCAUGGAUGAGAACUCUCAACCCUCGGGUAGUGAAAGUGAAGAUGCGCGCAUGAGCGGUGAGCAAAAAAGUUCGUCAACUCUUGAUUUAUCAACUUCAAUUAACAUCUCGUCUACCCAAAAUAGUCCCAUCGAAAACGUAAUCGCUUUUCCGGGAAAUAUGUUCAAGAAAGAGGCUGACACACCAAGCGCUUUUCAUCCAAUGCUUAAAAUUGAGCCUCGAACUGGAAGAAAUGAAGAGGCACCAGAGCCAGUCCACAUUUCUCCAUCAGAUAGCCACACAUCGGGAUCAAGUCCAGGUUCCUGUAAUGGAACAUCGUCUUGUUUCGAGUGUUCACUGAUGCGAUCAAGAGCUGCCGAUUGUGAGCAGCGAAUGAGAUUCCUUGAGGAAACUCGAGAUCACCUACAAGCGGAACUCUUGCGAACUCAGGGUUGUAUUCUUAACACGGAGUCGAUAGGAAAAGUAAACGAAAGAGAAAUGCACAAUCUUCGCGACGAGAAUCAACGACUCAAGCAAAUCACUCAACAGGCUCGACAUCAAAUUACAAAUUAUCUCUCGUGUGGCGCCGUCUCGCAUGAAACAAGAACCAUUUUAGAAAGCUUGAAUCGAAUAUUU
Molecule: messenger RNA, 1635 nt
Organism: Mesorhabditis belari
Lineage: Eukaryota; Metazoa; Nematoda; Chromadorea; Rhabditida; Rhabditidae
Source: the annotation of a GenBank genome assembly